Molecule: messenger RNA, 510 nt
Organism: Aureobasidium uvarum
Lineage: Eukaryota; Fungi; Ascomycota; Dothideomycetes; Dothideales; Saccotheciaceae
Source: the annotation of a GenBank genome assembly
AUGCCGCCGCGUCGAGCACCUGUAGCGACCACCAAGCUGGAAUCCCCAACUGUUUCGCAGCCUCGAACGACCCAUGUCCAACGGAUGGAGUACCGCAUAGGACGAGGAGAGAUGGGCGUCCUAACAUUUGAGCCCUACAAGUCAUACUUGCUUCCCCUAUGGCGCUUUCGAACACCAGAGAUUGCACGACAAUCCUCGGCCCUCUUACGAACAGAAUUCGAGCGGUUUGGAGAAGAGGGAGAUUUUGUUGGGAUGGACAUGACGCGCAAGUUCAUUCAGAUGGGCUUCACACGCGCGAAACGAUACGCCAAUCAUAAGGGCGGAAGAAAGUACGACAAAGACCACGAGGUUCUUCCCAACAGCGAGCAUCAUUCAGACAAGGCAGACAAGGAAGAGUCGAGCCGUAUAUUUAAGGAUAUACUGGAGGAGAUUAAGCAGGACGAGACGUACUUGCGGCUCAAGGAGCAGUUCAAGAAAGAGCUCAAGGAAUACAAAAAGCAAAGUUCGUGA